GCUGCUGCGAAUUCCUUCCCCCUUUUCCUCUCCUGUGCACGUUGCUGUCGGAAGAAGACGGUUUUUGGGCUCUCGGUGUCCAGCUGCUAUCGCCAUGACUAAGGAGGAUAACAAAGGUGCUGCCGAGGACCAGGACCAGGCCCAGUCCAAGAAAGCCAUGAAGAAACAACAGAAGGAAGCCGAGAAAGCAGCAAAAAAAGCAGAGAAGCAAGCCAAAGUGGCAUCUGAGCAGCAGGCAGAUGAAGGAGAGGACUUUGCCACGGACAGAUAUGGAGUUCCCCCCAUGAUACAAUCACAAGAUAAGCCAGAGAGGGCUCUGGUGAGAGUAAAAGACCUGACUCUUCAAAAAGCCGAUGAAGUUGUGUGGGUUCGUGCCCGGGUCCACACCAGCCGAGCAAAGGGAAAGCAGUGUUUUCUGGUCCUGCGUCAGCAGCAGUUCAACGUCCAGGCUCUGGUGGCUGUGGGAGAGCGGGCGAGCAAGCAGAUGGUUAAGUUCGCUGCCAACAUCACUAAGGAAAGUAUCGUGGAUGUGGAGGGAGUUGUGCGGAAAGUCGAGCAGAAGAUUGAGAGCUGCACUCAGCAAGACGUGGAGCUUCAUAUUGAGAGAAUCUAUGUGAUCAGCGCAGCGGAGCCACGCCUGCCCCUGCAGCUGGAAGAUGCUAUUCGUCCUGAAGGAGAGGGGGAAGAGGAAGGAAGAGCUACUGUAAACCAGGAUACCCGGCUGGACAAUAGAGUCAUUGAUUUAAGGACAGCCACCAGCCAAGCGGUGUUCGGCCUGCAGUCCGGAGUGUGUCAGCUAUUCCGGGAAACACUUAGCAAAAAAGGAUUUGUGGAAAUCCAGACUCCAAAAAUCAUAUCAGCCGCCAGUGAAGGAGGAGCCAACGUGUUCACCGUGUCCUACUUCAAAACCAGCGCCUAUCUGGCCCAAUCUCCACAGCUUUACAAGCAGAUGUGUAUCUGUGCUGACUUUGAGAAGGUCUUCUGCAUCGGGCCAGUGUUCCGUGCUGAAGACUCCAACACUCACCGUCACCUGACUGAGUUUGUAGGUCUGGAUAUAGAGAUGUCAUUCAACUAUCACUACCACGAGGUGGUGGAUGUGAUCGCUGAUACCAUGGUGCAGAUAUUCAAGGGACUGCAGGAGAGAUUUCAGACAGAAAUCCAGACUGUGUGUCGGCAGUUCCCCAGUGAGCCGUUCAAAUUUCUGGAGCCGACGCUGCGCCUGGAAUACCGCGAGGGGUUAGCGAUGCUGCGUGAAGCCGGUGUGGAGAUGGGGGAUGAAGAAGACCUCAGCACCCCUAACGAGAAGCUUUUGGGACGGUUGGUCAAGGAAAAGUAUGAUACUGAUUUCUACAUCCUGGACAAGUACCCAUUGGCUGUGAGACCCUUCUACACCAUGCCCGACCACCAGGAUCCUAAAUACUCAAACUCCUAUGAUAUGUUCAUGAGAGGCGAAGAGAUCUUAUCUGGUGCUCAGAGAGUGCACGACGCUCAGCUGCUGACGGAAAGAGCGCAGCACCAUGCGAUUGACUUGGAAAAAAUCAAGGCGUACAUUGACUCCUUCCGCUACGGAGCUCCACCUCAUGCAGGCGGAGGUAUAGGUCUAGAGAGAGUCACCAUGCUGUACCUGGGACUGCACAACGUCCGCCAGACCUCCAUGUUCCCACGUGACCCCAAAAGACUCACCCCAUAGAGACCCAUCUUCUCGGAUGUCACCUGCUACACGUAGCCAUGUUCUAGACUGUACACUGCACAUUGAAUACUUAGAUAACUUACAAACAUCAGACCUAACAAUAGGAUCAGUCAAUGCCUACAACAAAUUCUAACACCGGACUGCCCCCUAAGCCGUCCAUCAAGAGUUGCUGGAUUCCAUAACCUUACUUUUUCUUAAUGUUAACAAAUACCAGAGCUGUUAACAGAGUCAGAAUACUCA
Molecule: messenger RNA, 1930 nt
Organism: Nanorana parkeri
Lineage: Eukaryota; Metazoa; Chordata; Amphibia; Anura; Dicroglossidae
Gene: DARS1
Product: aspartyl-tRNA synthetase
Exons: 18
Coding region: 95-1690 (531 amino acids)
Biological process (GO): aspartyl-tRNA aminoacylation
Cellular component (GO): cytosol; aminoacyl-tRNA synthetase multienzyme complex; cytoplasm
Molecular function (GO): RNA binding; ATP binding; aspartate-tRNA ligase activity
Source: RefSeq, a predicted model, not a curated record